AUGGGUACUAGUUCGAAGGAAGCCAUACAUAUUACGCAUACAAAUAAACAUUAUCUAUCUAUCUAUCUAUCUAUCUAUCUAUCUAUCUAUCUAUCUAUGUCUAUUCGUAUAUUUCAAUUACCCCCCACCUCCGAUACUUUUAUAAUACCUUUCUUUUUUUUUUCUUUCUUUCUUUCUUUCUUUCUUUCUUUCUUUCUUUCUUUCUUUCUUCUUCUUCUUCUUUUCUUCUUCUUUUCUUCUUCUUCUUCUUCUUCUUCUUCAACAGUCCUUUCAUCUAUAGCCUAUUCACAUCUAUCUUUCUAUCUAUCUAAGCCUAUUCAUAUCUAUCUAUCUAUCUAUCUAUCUAUCUAUCUAUCUAUCUAUCUAUCUAUGCCUAUUCACAUCUAUCUAUCUAUCUAUCUAUCUAUCUAUCUAUCUAUCUAUCUAUCUAUCUAUCUAAGCCUCUUCACAUCUAUCUAUCUAUCUAUCUAUCUAUCUAUCUAUCUAUCUAUCUAUCUAUCUAAGCCUAUUCACAUCUAUCUAUCUAUCUAUCCAAGACACAGAAGUGGCAACAAAUUUUUUACCAAUAUCAACUACGUUAACUGGCUGCAUGAACCUAUCAUCCUCACUGGGUGGUCAUCCGUGAUCCACGAUAGCCAUAAUAGUCGUCUUCGUGUGGCUACACGGGCAGAUACACUUCUCCACUUUCUAUUUAUAUCUAUCUAUCUAUCUAUCUAUCUAUCUAUCUACACUAUAUCAACAGAAUAA
Messenger RNA from Acanthosepion pharaonis, 747 nucleotides. Lineage: Eukaryota; Metazoa; Mollusca; Cephalopoda; Sepiida; Sepiidae. The record is from the annotation of a GenBank genome assembly.